GUAGUGACUGAGUCAAACAGUUCACACUCUGCAAGAAAAGCUCCUUACGUAAGCUUCAAUCCUCAUCCUUUCCUUCCUUGUGUUGCUCCUCCUGAAUCACAAUGACUGCAAUUUUCUUUCUCUUCUGUGUUUGUGUCAUCGUAAUCAUAUCGGGGGCCAGCGCUCAGACAUCAUGUGAUAACAACAACGGCAACUACACAGUCAACAGCACUUACUACAACAACCUCAACAUCCUCCUAUCCAGUUUCUCUACCCACGCCGAAAUCAACUACGGUUUCUACAACUUCUCUCAUGGCCAAGGCACGGACAAAGCACACGCCGUUGGGGUCUGCAGAGGGGACCGUACACAGGAAGAAUGCCUCAAAUGUCUCAACGAUUCCAGAGUGACUCUCACAAAGGAAUGUCCAAACCAGAAAGAGGCAAUUGUGUGGGAUGGGGAAUGCUCCUUGCGCUACUCUAACCGCUCCAUAAUUGGCCUCAUGGAGAAUCAACCUACGGUGCUGCUCUAUUUAACGUUGGAAGUAAGGGGUUCGGUUGAGCAAUUCAACGCAACGCUUAAAAGCUUGAUGAGGAAUCUAACACGCACAGCUGCGUCCGGUGACUCUCGUCGUAAGUAUGCUACAGGAAGUGCAUCUGCUCCUGAUUUUCAAACAAUAUACGGUUACACGCAGUGCACGCCUGAUUUGUCUUCCGAAGAUUGCACCAAGUGUUUGGAUGAAGCUGUCUCACAAAUCCCAGAUUGCUGUAGGGGCAGGGCUGGAGGCAAUGUUUUGAAGCCCAGUUGUAGAAUUAGAUUUGACCCUUAUCUCUUCUAUGGACCCACACUCAAGCUAGACACAGAUGCACCACCACCAACAACCACCCCACCACCCUCUCGCUUCACCAACAACACUUCUUUACAUUCGCAAGGAAAGAGCAACACGUCACGAACCAUCAUGGCUAUAGCAGUGCCAGUUGCUAGUGUUGUUUUAGCGUUCAGUCUUUUAUGUAUAUAUCUUAUAGUGAGGAAGCCAGGAAAAGAAAUUGAAAUUGGAAAAAAAGAGGACAGUGACGAUGAAGAUGAAGUUACACUUGCUGAGUCAUUGCAAUUCAAAUUUGAAACCAUCCGAGUUGCCACAAAUGAAUUUGUUGAUUCUAAUAAGCUUGGACAGGGCGGGUUUGGAGCUGUCUACAAAGGUCAGCUUUCCGAUGGACAAUCAAUUGCUGUCAAAAGGUUGUCAAGUGCUUCUGGGCAAGGAGAUACAGAGUUCAAGAAUGAAGUGCUUUUAUUGGCUAAGCUUCAACACCGAAAUUUAGUUAGACUAAUUGGUUUCUGCUUGGAAGGAAGAGAAAGGCUGCUUAUCUAUGAAUUUGUUCCUAACAAAAGUCUUGAUUACUUCAUAUUUGAUCCAAUAAAGAAAACACAGUUGGAUUGGCAAAUGCGCUACCAAAUUAUUAGAGGUAUUACAAGAGGCAUUCUCUAUCUCCAUGAGGAUUCUCAACUACGAAUUAUACACCGAGAUCUCAAAGCAAGCAACAUUCUCCUGGACGAAAACAUGUGUCCUAAGAUAUCAGAUUUUGGGAUGGCAAGACUUUUUCACGUUGAUCAGACUCAAGCAAAUACACAUAGAGUUGUUGGAACCUAUGGAUAUAUGGCUCCUGAGUAUGCAAUAUACGGUCAGUUUUCAACAAAAUCAGAUGUUUUUAGUUACGGUGUGCUGGUUCUUGAGAUUGUAAGUGGCCGAAAAAGCAUUGGUGCUCGUCAUGGGGAGACAGUGGAGGAUCUAUUGAGCUUUACAUGGCGAAACUGGAAGAAUGGAACAAUUACAAAUAUUGUAGACCCCACAUUAAUCAACGGUUCGCGAAAUGAAAUGAUGAGAUGCAUACACAUUGGGUUACUAUGUGUUCAAGAAGAUAUGGCUGCCAGACCAACCAUGGCUUCUGUUGUUCUCAUGCUUAAUAGCUAUUCUAUCACUCUCCCAGUACCUUCUGAACCUGCAUUUGUUGUGAGUAGUAGCACAAGAAGCUUUCCGAACAUGUUGGCAUGGGAGCAUAAUUCAAGGGAAACAGGAUCGACUGAAUCCACAAAUAAAUCAGCUCAAUAUUCAGUAAAUGAGGCUUCAAUUACUGAGCUAUACCCUCGCUAGACUUUGAAACUUAAGUUACCUGCUUAUCUUAAUUUUUUGUUUUGUUCAAUGUUUUGAUUGUAAUGUGAAGCUUAAUUUACAUUCUUCUAAGUGGAAUGAAAAAUUAAUUGUACCUGAAUAACGCAGAUAUUGAUUUUAUGCAGAAUAUUUAUGCUUUGUCUUGGGUUGGCUGGCAUGGUCCCGUUGCUUUUCCUCAUU
Molecule: messenger RNA, 2324 nt
Organism: Vigna unguiculata (cowpea)
Lineage: Eukaryota; Viridiplantae; Streptophyta; Magnoliopsida; Fabales; Fabaceae
Product: cysteine-rich receptor-like protein kinase 26
Biological process (GO): protein phosphorylation
Cellular component (GO): plasma membrane
Molecular function (GO): ATP binding; protein serine/threonine kinase activity
Source: RefSeq, a predicted model, not a curated record